CUGGUACGGCGCUUCAAAAAAUGGCACUGGCCCUUUAAGCCGUGGGCACUUCUGGUCACGUGGCCCACGGCCACCGGAAGGGGAAGUUUCUCUCGUGAUCGCUGCCUAGCUCGUCCGAAUUCGGUGGCGCCACGUCCGUCGGUCUCCGCCUCCUGCACAGCGGCUGCGCCUCCACUUUCCCUAGCCGAGCCGGCCGGGGAGCGCGGGGUGGGCACGGGAGGACGCGCGGCGCUGCGCAGCCGGUCACCUGACGGGCGACCAUGUCGGACAUCGGGGACUGGUUCAGGAGCAUCCCGGCCAUCACGCGCUACUGGUUUGCUGCCACCGUCGCUGUCCCCUUGAUCGGCAAGCUCGGUAUUAUCAGCCCGGCCUACUUCUUCCUCUGGCCCGAAGCCUUCCUCUAUCGCUUCCAGAUAUGGAGGCCGUUCACUGCCACCUUUUAUUUCCCCGUGGGUCCAGGAACUGGAUUUCUUUAUUUGGUCAAUUUAUAUUUCUUAUAUCAGUAUUCUACACGGCUUGAAGCAGGAGCUUUUGACGGGAGGCCAGCAGACUAUUUAUUCAUGCUUCUCUUUAACUGGAUCUGCAUCGUUAUUACUGGCUUAGCAAUGGAUAUGCAGUUGCUGAUGAUUCCUCUGAUCAUGUCAGUGCUUUACGUCUGGGCCCAGCUGAACAGAGACCUGAUUGUAUCAUUUUGGUUUGGAACACGAUUUAAGGCCUGUUACUUACCUUGGGUUAUCCUCGGAUUCAACUAUAUCAUUGGAGGCUCGGUGAUCAAUGAGCUCAUUGGAAACCUUGUUGGACAUCUUUAUUUCUUCCUGAUGUUCAGAUACCCAAUGGACUUGGGAGGAAGGAAUUUUCUGUCCACACCUCAGUUUUUGUACCGCUGGCUACCCAGCAGGAGAGGAGGGGUGUCAGGGUUUGGUGUGCCCCCUGCUAGCAUGAGGCGAGCUGCUGAUCAGAAUGGCGGAGGCGGGAGACACAACUGGGGCCAGGGCUUCCGACUUGGAGACCAGUGAGGAGCAGCCCUGGCCUGCUCACUAGCCAUGCUAAGCAGAUGACAGUCUCCUCCCAGUGCUGGGCACGCUUAGUGGCCGAGCUCUGGCUGCCGCUCUUGGACCUGACCCACACUGAAUGUAGUUUUCGGUACAAGACACAUUUUUAAAUCCUGAAGGAAAAUACAAGUGUUCCUCCAGUUUCAUGACUCUCAUUCAAGUCCUUACUGCUAUGAAGAACAAAUAUCAGCUGUGCAGAUUCAAAACUGACUCAUUUUCUGGUGUCUUCUCUUCCUCCCCUUCCAUCUGAAAUAUGAGCUGGGCAGGAGGGGUUGAUUAACCAAAUCACAGCACCCUUCCUCUCUCACACACAUGUCCCAGAGUUGCAGCUAGACUUGUCCACAGAAGGGUUUUGCCUUUGACAGGCUUAUGUACUGACUUUUGCCAAAGCUUGGUCACAAAGAGCUGGUUCACACAUCGUCCUCGGCCAUCACGGGCAGGACUGUAACAGUAGGGAGAAGAUUGGAGCAGCAGAGGAGGAGCUUUCUCGGCUGUGGGGCCUGCAUCCGCCUGUCAGCAGUGCCGUCAUUUGCCGCCUUCUCAGAUAUUUAUCCACAAAUGCACUGCUGAAUCAGUGAGGCCCAGACCGGGAGGGAUGAGGUUUAGGACUUGUUGCCAGGCACUUUUCUCUCUCUGAGCCAAGUGAUCAAAUCCAUAGUGGAGUUGCUCCCAACACAGGGCAUGGGUUUAAAUGUGAUCCCCUUGCGUUUCUUCCGUGCAGCGAACUGGCUUUGUGUGCCGAGAGCUUUUGUGCUGCGCUGUGUUAUGUUAGGAGGCUCCAGACCACACUGGCCAGACACAUGUCCCUGGAGGCAAGCACGCUUCAGGGCAUCGAUUCCGUUUCAUCCUCACUGGUGAUGCGCGGUCACCGAGUCAGUGGAGAAGAGAGUGUCAGACUUUCAAUUUUUCGUUCAUUGUUUUUUGUUCCAUGCCUUUUCUGGUCAAGUGUUUGUGUUAAUGGUAAGGGAAGUACAGUUCUUCAGAUGUGUGUCGAUCAGUUUGUAAGGCUAAUAGGGGCCCAUCAGAAGGGGGCAUAAUGAGGUUCCGAUAGCUUUAGGAUCAUUUGCGUUUGAAAGUCUUUAUUAUCUUGGGUCAUGCAUGUAUACACUUUGUGAAUCAGACCUGUUCCCCUUUUAUAGGUGGGCUUUUGCCAGCAGAGCUCAGCUUAUCACUAAAUAAAGUUUUCUGAAGGCUACAGUGCUUUAUAUAGUUACUUUAUGUUGUCAUUCUGAAAUCAGACUGCUUGUUGCACUGUGAUGUAGCCAGUAUGCUCUGAAUGAUGUCUGAAGGUUUUUUAAUACUUUGGUUUUUCCUUUGAGGAAAUGUGUCUUAACAGUGUGACCUAUCUUUCUCUGCUCAUUAAAAAACUGUGAUGUAUAUUAUGUUAGGAAGGGGGAAUUUGAAAAAGAGCCCCCCCUUCUCAUAAGUUUGUGUACCUCUCCAUAUUUAAUUUAUAUGAUAAACUAUUGGGUGGAGAGAGGCUGAUCCUAAACCGCCUGGUUCUCCUGCUGACCUGAGGCUGUGAGAUAAAAUGUGUGUAAGAUUCCGCAAGCUGAUCUCCCUAUGGCGUUGCAUGUGCAUUCCUGUGCCAGCUGGAGGAGGCUCAGGUUCAGGAAGGACUACCAGUUGAGCGAGCAAGAGAUUGUUCUAUGUCCUGGUACCAGGCUGGCUCCUGGGAGUACUUACUGGCUUUUCUAAGGAUCUGCAAGUAUGGAGAACUUUUCUGUACAAGGCAAAUGUUCAUAAAAUUCUUUCUCCUGGACAUGAUUAGGAAGCUGAUAAUUUUAUUAUCUUGCCUGGGUUACCAGUCCUUCCAGGGUAGUUUUACCAAAGUGAGCUGUUUGAGUAUUGACUUCACAAGGUAAGAAUUCACAGUGGAUUCUCUUUAUGAAUGUGAAAAAAAAAAACAAACCAACCCUUAUUUUGUACAGACAGCUUUCCAUUUUGUAACUAAUCCUUUUUACAGGUAAAUAUUGUAAAUUAAAAUGUGCAACUUGAAGGCUGUCUGUGUUAAGUUUCCAUACCUCUGCUGUGGUGUGUUAUAUGAUGUAAUUUAUGUUAUUGUCUUCACUGGAUCAAUUUUAUGUGAUCUCCAGUAGUUUUUGACUAGCAGGACAGCAAGCCUUUUUGUAUGUAAUUAGUGUUUACAUAUUAGAGAAUGUCGGAAUUCCUGGAAGAAAUUAGUACUGAGUUUUCCUUUGUGUGUGUGAGCGAGUGCGUGUGCGCAUGUGCGGGGACAGCGGGGCAGGACAGUGGGGGUGUGUGUGAGAGAGAAAAAGAUGGUAUGUGAAUGCCUGUGUGUGUGUUGUGUGUUUGUGUAUGUGAGAGAGAGAGAAUUGAAUGAAUGAAUGAAUGAAUGAAUGAAUGUGUGUGUGUGCGCGCACAUGUUGGUUUUGGUAUAUAGCCUAGACUGUCUGCAAACUUGGAGUUUUGCUUCAGUCUUUCAAGUUGUGGAAUUAGGCAUUUACCACCACAAUUGGCUUGGCUUUUACUUAAUGAAGCAGGAUGCUUCCAAAUUUUAGAUUAGGAGUCACAGCUGAUGGCGCUGUGCUUUGUAGCCUUUCUGUAGCUUUCACCCAUGAGUGAGAGUUUUAGAACUCUGAAAUUAGAUAAACCCUCCGUAGGUAAGAACACCAGACUAGGACACACAUACCAAGGUUUUACCUUAAAGGUGAGCAGUUUGAGUUUGGCUUCCUGGCCUUGUGAUGUGUUUAUCCCAAGAUGGGUCAACAACAGGAAGCAGGGCUGUGCACCUACAUCUUAGUAGAGAAAUAAUGGACCAAUAGGAAGGAGAGACCCUGAUGAUUUGGAAAGACAGGACAUUGCCAGUAGUCUCAUGGUAGUUGAGCUACGUUUUGAAUAGCUAAUGAUAGGCAGUGUUGCAGCUGCCAGCAUCUUCAUUGCCAACUGUGUGUGAGGUCCCUCGCCAUUUUAUGUUUUCAGUAGUAACAAGACUGGAUAAUGAAACUGCCAACCCUUGGGGGGAAGGUACAGGUCUUUCUGGACUUUGCACAAGGUAGUGUUUUAGAAGCCUGGUCUGGGCAAAGCAUGCUUGCUGGCAGUUAAUUUGCUUUCUAUAGUGGCUGUGGAUCGGGAUUGGGGAAAUAGUGGGCACUUGCCCAGGUGUUUUCCUUUUCCCAAAUUAGUUGUUACGUUUGUGCCUCUCUGUCCUGACAUACUAAUGCCUGUAUUCAGCCAUGUCCCAUUGUGAAUAUUUUAAGACUCUGGUUUCCUUUCUGCUUCAUGAUGAGGAUCAUUUGAGACUGGAGGAGAGUGAUUCUCUUGUCAUGCCCUUUCUACAUGUUUUUAAAGUUUCUGGUGAUUCUGAUAUUCAGUUGGCUUUGGGAAUCGAUGUUUAAACCAACUUCUUUUUCUUUUAUUAAAUGUGUUCUUUUGAUAAUUUCA
Arvicanthis niloticus (Nile rat) is the source of this 4457-nucleotide messenger RNA. RefSeq names its product derlin 1 (gene Derl1). Lineage: Eukaryota; Metazoa; Chordata; Mammalia; Rodentia; Muridae. The record is from RefSeq and is a predicted model, not a curated record.